CAUAACAAAACUGAUAUUCAUUAGGACACUCAAACCCAAAAGCUUAAACCCUAGCAAUCAAGAGUGAAAGGCGAAAGCUUUACUAGCUUAACAAUGGCGGAGCGAGAAGAGAUCGUUGAUUCCGAAGUAAACACAGACUCGAAAGUAGUAGAGAUGGAAGUCGAAGCUGCGGAGAAACGCGAGAGAGAGCAGACGGAGGAGGAAACAGAGGGCGGAGGCGAGUCGAAGAAGCAGAAGGUGGGAGAUGAAGAGAAGUCUAACGGGUCGGAUCCGGUUAAACUGGGUCCGAAGGAGUUUGUUACUUCCGUGGCUAUCUUCGAUUACUUCACCAAGUUUAUGCACUUUUGGCCAACUGAUCUCGAUGUCAAUAAGUAUGAGCAUACGGUGUUACUAGAUCUGAUCAAGAAGGGACAUUCUGAGCCUGACGCGAAGAUUGGGGGAGGGAUCAAAGCCUUCCAAGUGAGAACCCACCCGAUGUGGAAAAGCAGGUGCUUCUUUCUUGUUAGGGAAGACGACUCUGCCGACGAUUUCAGCUACAGGAAGUGUGUAGAUCACAUCCUCCCGUUGCCUGAAAACAUGAAGACUCCUGGUCAUAACGGCAAUGGACAUGGUUGUGGUGGAAGAAGAGGCGGGCGUGGUGGUGGUGGGAGAUUCAGAAGAUGAUUUUGCUUUCUGUUUCUUUCUUGCUGGCCUUGCCGAUUGAAAUUUUGGAAUUUUUCAUGUCGGUUGCUAAAAACUUAUUUAAGUUUUGAGGAAUGCUACUAUUGUUUUGUCGGAGAGGAAUCAUCAGUUUAUAAUAAUAGAUAGCAUGUCUCUAUGUUCCUAAGUUGAGGCAUAUGCUUGCUCAGAAAAA
Raphanus sativus (radish) is the source of this 853-nucleotide messenger RNA. RefSeq names its product protein EMBRYO DEFECTIVE 514-like. Gene Ontology annotation, biological process: chloroplast rRNA processing; chloroplast organization. NCBI's taxonomy places the organism in Eukaryota, Viridiplantae, Streptophyta, Magnoliopsida, Brassicales, Brassicaceae. Gene Ontology annotation, cellular component: chloroplast. The coding region runs from base 94 to 663 and encodes 189 amino acids. The record is from RefSeq and is a predicted model, not a curated record. The transcript is spliced from 2 exons.